This is a messenger RNA of Aspergillus affinis, 426 nucleotides long. Its product is annotated as nuclear transport factor 2 family protein. Bases 1 to 426 code for a protein of 141 amino acids. The record is from RefSeq and is a predicted model, not a curated record. The transcript is spliced from 3 exons. Lineage: Eukaryota; Fungi; Ascomycota; Eurotiomycetes; Eurotiales; Aspergillaceae.
AUGCCUACCACGGAGCAAGUCAGACAAAUUUUCGCCCCUUUCGGAGAGGGAAAUGCCGCGGCCUUCUUUGAGAGUGUUUCUGACGAUGUAGAUUGGCAGUUCACUCAUGUAGGCACGUUCUGCCCCAUCGCCGGCCAUUACCAUUCCAAAGCCGAGUUUCAAGAAGGAACCAAGGCUCUCAGCUCCACCUGGGCGAGCCCCUUGAAACUUCAAAUUGAAAACAUCGUCUGCGAUGGUCGCCAGGCGGCGGUCGAGAUGAAGGCCGUGGACACCAAGUGUAAAAGUGGCCUCGUCUUCUCGAACGAGUAUACUUGGGUGUGUGAGUUCAAUGAUCUGAAUAUGAUUGUGAAAAUUCGCGCGUAUAUGGAUACAGAUCUGGUCGUCCGGGCAAUUCAAGAGAAUCGGAAGCUCGGUACCGGAGCCUGA